Mya arenaria is the source of this 1537-nucleotide messenger RNA. RefSeq lists its product as uncharacterized. Bases 67 to 588 code for a protein of 173 amino acids. The record is from RefSeq and is a predicted model, not a curated record. The transcript has 4 exons. NCBI's taxonomy places the organism in Eukaryota, Metazoa, Mollusca, Bivalvia, Myida, Myidae.
AACUGGCAACAUCCAUUUUGUAAAUCAACUUUUAAAAAGAUAUCCGUGUUCAGAUAUGUAGUAAAAAUGUGUUCCUGGGCGCGAAUUUUAUUUGUUUGUUUAUUAUUUAUUUUUCAAUACCAAAGUUUAGGAUUAGUUACAAAAAACAUUCCGACAGAUGACGUCACACCAACGCCGCCGACAAAGACGACGUCAGACCGAUAUGGAGAAUACUAUUAUGAUGGCGAAGAGAGAGGAGACGAUGAGGAUAAGAAAGAAAAGGACGACGAGACAGAACAUAAAAAUAAUCACGUCAAGGCCGAAGCUGGAACCAUUGCGGGUGUAGUGUUUGGAGUGAUAGUCGCUGUUAGCUUCUUAUCGUUCGUCGGCUUCAAGUUCAUACGGAGAAAAAGAGAAGGCGAUGCGGAGUAUCAUAGAAAAACCAAGGUGUUGAAGAUGUCGAAGAAGGCGGCAGGGGUCUACAUGCAAACUACGGACACAAUCGAUACCGGUGCCAGAGGGUCUUGGGUAUUAGGCCAAGAUCCUGAAUAUAAAUCAUUGCAAAAACAAUCGAAUUAUUAUGAGAGUGACUCUGAUGAUGAAUUAUGAUCAGCUCAAUCAAGAUAGUCAUGUUUGAAGACCCUUAUUUAUUUCUCACUUUGUGUGUUUGUGUUGUAUGAUCUCAAAUAAGAAUACGUAGAAUUGGUAUGUUCGUUGAUGCUAUUGGAUUUUUUUUCAGAUCGUGUUACAUAGAAAGUUUAAAUUGGGCGACAUUGAACAACAACAUGAAUAUCUUUAUUGAGCUGAACAUAUUACAUCAACUAUAGUUUCUAUACCAUUCAAUGUCAUUAAAGUUAGAUUGAAAAUAUUAGCUUCAAGACAUUAUGCUUCUUUCUCGGUGUUCUCUUUCCGUUUCUCCAUCUAAGGAUACCGUGAUAAUUGAAUAGAAACUAUUGAUUACAAAAAAUAGCAUUACCAAACUGUUAUAAACAAUUGCAGUUAAUCAUUUAAUAUAUGCUCAUGUUUUAAACUGUUCACAAUUUCAACAAAGUAUACAAAUUCAAAGGGGUUAUCUUAACGUUGUAUCAUUAUGAUAUGAAAAGGAAAUAAUGAUGAGAACUAGGUUUUGAUUAAAGAAGAGAGUACUGUAUGCACUAUACAUAUAUCUAAAGCCAAAUAUGAAGGGAGAGACGAAUGUUUAACUGUGCUUUCUAAGAAGACAUGAUAUAUUUAUCAGAUGCGUAGUGCACUUUUACAUUGAUUUUUUUGUUUACAUUUACAUGUAUAUAUACAUGUUUGAAAAUAUUCAUUUUAAAUACGAACUUUUCCCUCCGAAUAGAUUAAUCUCCCUUGGCGAGCAUAAUACACACAUUAAGCUUAUUUGCUUAAAAUAUGUUCACAAACAAUCAUUUGUUACAGUAUUAUAAAUAAGAAUGUCUUAAAAUAUGUAUGCUUAACGUGUUAUCAUUGACGUAAUUGACGACAGUUCUUUGGUGAUCUACAUGCAUGUUUUGUCUUCUUUUUCAUCGCUCCGACUUGGUGAUAUACAUCAAUUCUG